Zophobas morio is the source of this 2479-nucleotide messenger RNA. RefSeq names its product RAC serine/threonine-protein kinase. NCBI's taxonomy places the organism in Eukaryota, Metazoa, Arthropoda, Insecta, Coleoptera, Tenebrionidae. Bases 336 to 1877 code for a protein of 513 amino acids. Gene Ontology annotation, biological process: protein phosphorylation. Gene Ontology annotation, molecular function: ATP binding; protein serine/threonine kinase activity. The transcript is spliced from 6 exons. The record is from RefSeq and is a predicted model, not a curated record. Gene Ontology annotation, cellular component: nucleus; cytoplasm.
AUAAUUAUUUUCUUGUGAUAACGUGCAACAUUGUUGCUUUGACGAAGAAUCCCAUUGUCAUUUGUGCAACAAUUAUUCUGUUGUUUCCGUUGCCGAAUUUGGUGCAGCCACACGGUUUCAUUCAUAAAAGCAUUGCCACCAUUUAUGGGUACUCAAACAAUAGGUUUACUUUUACAUGUAUACACCUCGUGAACAGAUCAUCACUCAAAUCUAAUCAUGUUUACGUUGUAAAUAGUACUGUUUUUCUAUUUUUUCCUGUGACGUAAGAUUGUGGAUUGUAAACAUUGCUUGUUUUGGUGCAACCAGGCCCGAUAUAACCUGUGAUUAGCUCCACAAUGAACGAGUCAGGCUCAGGCACGUUGAUGCCCGAGUUCAACAAAUGUAACAUCGUGAAGGAAGGCUGGCUAUUCAAAAGAGGAGAACACAUAAAAAAUUGGCGUUCCCGUUACUUCGUGCUACUCGACAAUGGUUCCUUGGUCGGUUUUAAAAACAAGCCUGACGAAACCUCCAUGAAUGACCCCUUAAACAACUUCACCGUUAAAGGCUGUCAAAUCAUGUCGACCGAUAGGCCUAAACCCUACACCUUCAUAAUCCGAGGUCUUCAGUGGACGACUGUCAUAGAAAGGAUGUUCCACGUCGAAACGGAACGCGAGAGAGAGGAGUGGGUGGCGGCAAUCAAGGGUGUUUCAGAACGACUAAGCGUUGAUUGCGAAGAUGUCGAAAUGAAUCUUCCCAACACUGAAGUCGGUAACAUGGAAGAUUUAUGUGAGAAAUUCUCAUUACAAGGUACAUCAAUUUCAAAAUCAACGGGCAAAAGAAAAGUGACUCUGGAGAGUUUCGAGUUUCUUAAAGUGUUAGGGAAGGGGACUUUUGGGAAAGUGAUCUUGUGUAGAGAGAAGGCGACGGGACGCUUAUACGCUAUUAAAAUUUUAAAAAAGGAGAUAAUUAUACAAAAAGAUGAAGUUGCUCAUACGCAGACGGAAAAUAGGGUUUUAAGGAAAACGAAUCAUCCGUUUUUAACGUCGUUAAAAUAUUCUUUCCAAACCAACGACCGUCUUUGUUUCGUGAUGGAGUACGUUAACGGCGGUGAAUUAUUCUUUCAUUUAUCGAGGGAGAGAGUUUUUUCAGAAGAUAGGACGAGGUUUUAUGGGGCAGAAAUUAUUUCCGCUUUGGCUUACCUGCAUUCGCAAAAUAUUAUUUAUAGGGAUCUAAAAUUAGAAAAUUUGCUUUUGGAUAAGGAUGGACAUAUAAAAAUUGCGGACUUUGGUUUGUGUAAGGAGGAUAUCACGUAUGGAAGGACCACGAAGACGUUUUGUGGCACCCCGGAAUAUUUAGCGCCGGAGGUUUUAGAAGACAACGAUUACGGAAGAGCGGUUGAUUGGUGGGGAAUAGGAGUUGUAAUGUACGAAAUGAUGUGUGGUCGUUUACCUUUCUAUAACCGAGACCACGACGUUCUCUUCACCUUAAUCCUCAUGGAAGAAGUGAAAUUUCCAAGGAACCUCAGUUCCGACGCGCGAGAUUUAUUAGGAGGUUUGUUAAUCAAAGAUCCAGCGCGACGACUGGGAGGAGGCCCAGACGACGCCAGACAAAUUAUGGCACACCCUUUCUUUAGUUGUAUCAACUGGAGGGAUCUAGAACAGAAAAAGAUAGUGCCACCAUUCAAACCGCAAGUUACAAGUGAUACGGACACCAGAUAUUUCGAUUCGGAAUUCACCGGCGAAAGUGUAGAAUUAACGCCGCCAGAUAAUUCAGGUCCAUUGGGUGCCAUACAAGAAGAGCCUUAUUUUCCUCAAUUUAGCUAUCAAGAUAUGUCUUCCACGUUAGGUAGCUCCGCACAUAUAAGUGGCAGCAUGAACAACGUAGCAACAAUGCAGUGACUCACGAUUUAAUUAAAUAUUGCUAAGUUUAACUGAUCAUUAUCUAAUUCAUGUACAUAUAGAUUCGCUACUUUAAGCCACUGUACUUAUUGUUAUGAAAAAAACUAAGAAAUUAUUAACAGUUGGUGAUAAUAUUUUAUAUUGUACAUAGUAUUUGACUUUGACUGUGUUGAUAACUGCUACCAUUGGUCUAAACUUUCUUUUUUAAAGUUGUACAUACUUAUAUCUACUAUUAAAAUACAAUGUUAGUUUCGCUGUUAGUGUGACUUUUUAUUUUACUAAGUAAUUGUGGUGAUGCAUUUUCACUAUUGAUUAUAUAUUUUUGCAUUUAACUCCUACUGUAUACGAGAACUGUUACAAAAUUUUCAGAGAUCACCUCAAAGUUUAAAGUGGUUGAUAAUGUUGAGUAUAUGCCGAAAAUAUUUUUUGUGAUUGGUAUUAGUUUGUAGGCGUCGCUUGAUAAACUCUAAGAGUAAACAAUUGUACAUAAAAUGUAACGCUUUUUUGAGCUACCGUGUAAAUACGUAAGGUGACUUUCGGAACUGUCUGUUUAUAUUAUCCUUGAAAAAUGUAGAAAAUUAAAUAAAUUUUUCGUUUUGUUA